GCUAUACCCGUCUCCCCAUCUCCUUAUCUCCUUGCCGACCGUCCCAGCCCCCUGCUCCGUGGAUCUUCUUUCUCCUCGCGCGGGCGCCGCCACUCAUCCCGCUGCAUACCGCCCGAGCCCCCUAGCUCGUCUUCCUCCUCGCUCGAGCGCCUCCACGGCAGGUUGAUCUGCCCUUCGAUUCUCUCGCUCCCGACCGUUUCUCCUCCCAUCACCCCACGAACGGAUUCCGCACUUUAGAUCCCCGUUUCAUGAUCUUCCCCAAUUCUUAACUGAGGCAAAAAUCAAGGUAGGGCGGCCGCCCUACCUUGCCCAACUGGGUCCUACAACCGUGGUUGUAAGCAUGGAGGGGCUGACGGAGAGCGAGAUCGCUGGUUUUGUGGUGGGGGCCCUGCUGCUCGGCGCCAGCAUCGCCGCGCAAAGGGUCGACGGCUUCAUCGCCACUUCGCAGAGAAGGUCUUUAAACAUGUGUAAGAGGUGUGGUGAUCUUCGCAUGGUAGCAUGCUCACAAUGCAAAGGAGUGGGUUCUGUUAGGAAAAGUGGAAUCUUCACAUUUGGCUUGCUCGAUGACAUCUAUGAAUCACUUGGAGCCGAAACAAAGGCGGCUGAUUUGGUUGCUUGCUCAGCUUGUCGAUCUAAAGGCCGUCUCCGCUGUCCUGAGUGCUCCAAUGUCAGAUGACCAUUCUGUAGUAAUGAGAAAAUAUUAGUUCUUUGUAAUACCUGCAGAUUUUGCUGUUUUACAGUCGUUGAAACCAUAUAUGGUAUAUCUGUGAAAUACCUUUUUGCAAUUAUUGGUCAUAAUUUACUGUCCAGUUUGUAAACCAGAAGUAUACAUAACAAACCUAUGCGAAGUGGAAGUGUGCUUCUCUGUUAUUGCAGCACAGGAGCAGUAACACAUUUUUUGUUUAUGAAUGAUCACCUAUAUACAUUUCAGACCCCCUAAACUGGUUCAAGAGUGAAGGGUCUUAUUGAACUAGCAAGGUAAGGUUAAUUUACCGGUUGUCACUUGAAUUAACCUUAUCAAGGACAUACUGUGUAAUUAUAUCGUAUAAGGGAUUGUUUUUUAAACAAGUAUGAAAUAAUAUAUCCCUUCCGUCACAUAUUAAGUGACUCAAAUUUGUCCAAAUAUGAAUGUAUCUAUAUUAAAAAAUGUCUAGAUACAUGCAAUAUUUCGGCACUUAAUAUGGGGCGGAGGGAGUAGGAAGGGGAAGAUAGAUAAAUAGCCUAUUCGGACAAGUUGCACAAUGUGAUGAUCGAGUUGCACAAGACAUUAUGUGCAACAACGGCAUAAUUUUGUGCAACGGUCACAAGAUAAAAAUGCCAAAGACAAUGACACAGAGAAGAUUUAUUUUUUGAAUAAAUAGCAACGAAGAAAUUUUAACACCUGCAUGUGAGGGAUUGCGGUGCCAUGCCCUAAUAUCAAAAUCUGAACUCAAUUUGUGAAAAAGCCCCACUCACAAAAAAAAGGUCCAUAGGCACAAAAACGACGCACCGAGCCGCAAGCAGGCGAUGGAUGCACGAAGCAAAGCUAGCAUCGCUGGAUUGCUGGAAUCGGACGUUGAAAGAAAUUGACUGAUCUCAUCUUAUUCAGCAGCAACAGCGGAAUAGGGAAAGCCAUGUCGCCAUGAAAAAUGCAAUUUCCGGUUCAAACACGGCUCGGGGUUCGUGAGGAUGGAACGAAGAACGAUCGUCAAAUACUCCACCCGUCCAUGAAUAUUCGAUGCUUCUUUCGGAAGGUUGCGAUGUGAGUAUUUUUCAUGGCAACAUGGCUAAAGCAAGCUGCUUUUUCCCGGUUGCCGUGGGCGGGCGGCUUUGUUACCUUUUUCCGUUCUCUAGCUCUUUUUAUCGAUCCUACACCUCAGUCCUUUGUGGCCAAUCGACUUUGCCUUGGUGCGAUCUCUCCGGCCACUCCAUUCGACUACUCAAGCAAACGCCAGAGCAAAAAAAGCAAAGCCAUCAUGGACUUUGUUCCCGUCGCCAACCUCUCGGCCGUCGUCAUGGGCGCGGUGCGAGCGGCCAUGGAAAUGCUCCCCACGGACAUGACAAGAGACGCCGUGGUCGAGACGGCGAGUGCUUGGGUGGCGUGGUUCUUGCGCCUCCUCUGGGCAUGGCUUAUCGCCGCGAGAGCCGGCGCCGUGGAGAGUCUCCCGGAGGUGGCCAAGAGAGCAGCCGGGUCCGCUGUUGAAGCCUCGGAGCCAUGGGUGGAAAUGGCGUCCACACUCCUGCUUCGACUCUACGGGAGCCUCGUGGACGCCAUCGUGGCCUCAAAGGCAGGAGGAGGAGCGCAGCUGCUCGCUCUCAUCAUACCCGUCGUCUUCCUCUGCGGCGCCGCCUGGGCACUCACCUGCCGGACCAUGAAGGCUCCCGGGCUGGGGGGCACGCGCGUCCCCCGCGCCAUGUUCGAGGCCAGCCCGAAGCGAUACUACGCCACCGUCCGGAAAGCGCGCAAGGCGGCGCGCCGCGGCGCGUCGUCCGGGACUAGUACCGGAUGGAAGCUGCUCGUGGCCGCGCCGGUCGUGGCUUACGCGGCCUACCUAGCGGCGAAUAAGCUUUACCAAGAUCCAUAGCUUUGCAGGUUGUUGUUGCUUUACUAACAUGUGCAUCAUGCAGGCACAGUGUUGCAUGCUACUCUGCUAUUCUUGUAAUAAUUUCAAAUAUAGCGUUUAGAGGUUGAUCAUUAUAUGGCCUCCACAGAUCCUGGGGAUUUGGACUUUGUUUGGUUUGUAUGCGGAACACUCAGCCAAAUCCAACUACCCCCUCUCAUCAUGGAUUCUUGACUCAAA
Molecule: messenger RNA, 2780 nt
Organism: Brachypodium distachyon (stiff brome)
Lineage: Eukaryota; Viridiplantae; Streptophyta; Magnoliopsida; Poales; Poaceae
Exons: 2
Coding region: 1755-2564 (269 amino acids)
Source: RefSeq, a predicted model, not a curated record